This is a messenger RNA of Nezara viridula (southern green stink bug), 5069 nucleotides long. NCBI's taxonomy places the organism in Eukaryota, Metazoa, Arthropoda, Insecta, Hemiptera, Pentatomidae. The record is from the annotation of a GenBank genome assembly.
CUUUCUGAACAUGAUAAGACGGAGCACGUUAUCAAUGCAUUGUAUAUUUCAAACGUGACAUUGGUUUGGAAAUUAAUUAAAAAUUUAUAAUAGGAAUAGACUUGAUUAAAUUAUAUCACUAAUCAUUGACCGAAAUAUAUAUUUUUUUCGUUAGUUAAAUUUAAAUAAGAAAUGGUUAUCAUUGAGCUCGUUGUGAAUGAAAUAAAUUCAAAUUUUUUGGAAGCGGGAGAAACAGUUCUUGGUUGUUAAUUUGAAGAGGAGCAACGAAGCUAUUCUCGAACAGCUGUACCAAUGUAAGAUGGCUGCCUGUGGACAGCUCUUGAAAGAUGAAUUUCCCCUCAUUGAUGACGAUUUGUUCGAAUAUGUCGAAGGUGUCAUUACCAAUGGUAUUGAUGACUUCGAAAGCAGUGAAGAAUUGUACGAAGCUAUCGGAGAAGUAUUGCAUGAGGUAGCAGAUGGAAGGAGCGAAGAUGAUAUAAGAGAAAUAUGUCAGAGAAUAUUGUCUUUGAUGAAAGACGAUAACAAAGCAAACGGUGAAAUAAAUGGAGAAGCUAAAAUUUUAAACGCCCCUGUUCACCUUGGUUCAAUGGUAGCUAACCAUAUAGAAACGGUCGAUGAUAUCAAGAGCAUAUGGGUAAUGCAGAGGGAUGAUGGUUUGAAAGUUGAUGCCAAAAAGUUAGAGAAAGCCGAACAAAAAUUACAGCAAAAACAAGAAAAGCGUCAAGAAACGGCUGUUAGCAAUAGAGCAGCUGCUCCUAUCCCGAAAAUGCAAUCAGCUACUGCAUCACAGGUCACCAACAAGAAAGAAAUGAAGAUGGAAGCUAAAGGUGUAAACCGUGCUCAAGAUAUCAGGAUUGAAAAUUUCGAUGUUGCAUAUGGAGAUAGGUCAGUUUAUCGAUUGAUUUCUGCUGUAAAACAGCAGACUAUUUUGGUUGCCAAAGUGACUAAACUGUGGCCUUGGCAUUGUGAGCCAUUUUCUAAUUAUUACCAAUUGGUGCGUGAAUUUGCCCUUGACACAUCGGUCAGCUACACAUUCCAUCUCAUAUCUCAGUUCUUACACGUUGAGCAGGAAGUAACUGGGGACGACACCAUGGCUCUUGACAGUGUUCUACAGUGCGAUAUCGCUCGCCAAACUCUGUUAGACAGAGAAAAAGCAAUAAAUGAGCGCAUCAAUGCCGGAGGGGGCAACGAAACUGAAUUAAGUAGUGAACUAGCUGAAAUAUACGCAGCUCUUGGAGCAAUGGAAGCCGACAAAGCGCCUGCAAGGGCGUCUGUCAUUCUCGCUGGUCUCGGCUUCACGCCGGAUAUGCAAAGGAGAGCUACCAAAACAUUUUCUGGUGGUUGGAGAAUGAGACUUGCGUUGGCUCGAGCGUUGUUUUCAAAGCCUGAUCUCCUUCUGUUGGACGAACCUACUAACAUGUUGGAUAUGAAGGCAAUCAUAUGGCUAGAAAAUUAUCUUCAAAGUUGGCCCACGACUUUACUAGUCGUAUCUCACGACCGUCAUUUCCUGGAUACCGUACCGACAGAUAUACUUCAUCUCCACUCUGCCACUAUUGAGUCUUAUCGAGGAAAUUAUGAAAGGUUUGAAAAAGUCAAAACAGAAAAACUCCGAAACCGAGCUAGGGAGAUUGAGGCCCAAACCCAGCACAGAGCCCACGUUCAAGAAUUCAUCGAUAGGUUUAGGUACAACGCCAACAGGGCCUCUUCUGUCCAGUCCAAAAUUAAAAUGUUAGAUAAAUUACCGGAACUAAAACCAAUCGAAAAAGAAGUUGAAGUAGUUCUACGAUUUCCCGAGGUGGAACCCCUCUCCCCACCCAUUCUUCAGUUAAAAGAAUUGUCUUUUGGUUACGAUCCAUCGAAACUUAUCCUCAACGGCGUUGAACUUGGCGCUACCCUCGAAUCGAGGAUAUGUAUUGUAGGAGACAAUGGUGCUGGUAAAACCACGCUACUUAAGUUAAUCCUCGGUAUUCUUUCCCCGACUAGCGGAACUAGAAUCGUCCAUAGGAAUCUCAGGUUUGCCUAUUUCAGUCAGCAUCACGUUGAUCAAUUAGCUAUGAAUGUUUCAGCUGUCGAACUGCUUCAGGAAGCUUUUCCAGGAAAACCUGUGGAGGAAUAUAGGAGACAAUUGGGCAGUUUCGGCGUCUCUAACGAUCUUGCAUUACAGCCCGUUGGAUCGUUAUCGGGAGGGCAAAAGUCGAGGGUGGCUUUCGCAAAAAUGUGCUUGUCUAGGCCCAACUUUUUAAUACUUGAUGAACCUACAAAUCAUCUUGACAUUGAAAGUAUUCAAGCUCUCGGGCUUGCGAUCAACAAAUAUACCGGCGGUGUCAUAUUAGUUUCUCACGAUGAAAGACUCAUCCGAAUGGUUUGUCAAGAACUGUGGGUUUGCUCGAAUGGCACAGUAAAGAGUCUUGAAGGAGGCUUUGAUGAAUACCGAAGUAUAGUUGAAAAGGAGCUGUUAGAUAUUGGAAAAUAAAUUUCAAAAGAAUCAUCACAUCGUACAUCAAUGCCGGCAGAUUUAUCUAUUCAUUUUGUAUUUAUUUAUAAUGUAACAUUGUAAAAUAUGAAAAGUAUAUAUACAUAUAUAUAUAUAUUUCAAUGUUUAAACGAUAAAAUUUAUGUUCCUUAUAUUCCAUUUUUUAUCCUGUAAAUUAACAAAACUGUAUUUAUUUUAUUGAACUCAGUUGUUAAAUAUAUAUAAUUUAUAUAUUAAGUUUAUGUGAUAAAUGAAAACCUAAUAUUCUGUUCACUGUAAGUUAUUGAAUAAUUUGAUGAGUUUUUAUAACUAUCAUUCUACUUACAUUAUAUUAAUAAAUGAAGUAUAAGCUUAUUUAGUUUUAUGCCAUAUUAGAUGGGCUUUAAAACUUAAACAGGGAUGUGGCCAUUCAAUAAUGAGGCAUUAGCAGGGUUCAUGAAGUAUAACAUAGGUAAGGAUUUUCUAAAGUGCAGAAAAAUAUCUUUUUUUGUUUUUUUUUAAUGUCUUGAAUGCUAAUAAGUGAAAAAUAUAAAUAUAUUUUUAAGAAAAAAUUUCAAAAACAUUAAAUAACUUUCUAUUUCACACUUUGCUAUCAUAUUCUUUGCUGUAAAAUUCCAAGUUUUAACACAUAUCCAUAUUACCAUUAAAAAAACUUAUAAUUUUAUUAAAUUUAAGGUGAAUUUAUUUAGGUAUUCAAAUAAUUUUCCAUUAGAAAUGAAAUUGUGGAAUGAAUAAAUACUUGUUGGAAAGAACUAUCGCCCCAAAUUAAUUAGAACAACUAAACAAGAACUUCAUUUUAAAUUUAAUAACAUUAUAAAUAAGUAUGACUGAUGAGAGACUGCAUACGUCAAGAAUCCGAGAGAUUUGGCAAUUAUUUAAAGAAAACUUUUCUUUCUUUUGGUGGGCUCCAUAGUGAUGUUAUAAAAAUAUUUAUUAAUGUACGUGAAAAUUGUUAAAGAUGGAAAUAGAGGCCGAAACAUUGCCAUAAGAACUAAAAUUAUGGAAUAAACAAAUACAUGGUGAAUGAAAUAACAGCCCACAUUAUUUGAACACCUAAAAAAAAAAUUUGUUAGUUUAAAUUCUUAAUAUGAGGAGUUGGUCGGGGGGAAGAGUGCAAUCAAAUAAAUAUUAAAUUUUAAAAAAUAGUAUUUUCAAUUGUUUCGCUAACAUUUCGACCGACCUUGCAGAUCUUCAUCAGUGCUACAAAAGGUACUUGGUGAAAAUAAAAUAAAUGAAUUAUAUAAGUGGUAAAAUACUGAGAUAAUAUUUCAAAUAAAAAAUAUUAAAAAUCCUUUAGAGAAAGAAAUUUUGAAAAAUUAUCAUUUAAAACCUGUUAGAUUAUUUAAAGGAUAUAUAGAAUCAACAAAGAUGCAAAAGAGCUGCUUACGGACAACUGAAAAGAAAUAGCCCAGGAUUUACAGAGAUAGAAAAGGCUGAUGAAGGCGGCAAAAGAUCAACAAGAUCUGUAAUGCCAAAACAAAAAAAACUAGCUGGUAUUAAAGACCAUUUAAUUUUAUACUGAUAUAACACGUUUAAUCAAAAUUUAAGAUGAAAAUCAUGCGUAAUCCAUCCCUUUUACUUGAAAAAGAAAAAUUAACAUAGAUGACUUCAGAAUCCUUUUAAAUAAUUACAUCAUUGAGCCUGUAAACAAAAUUAAAUUCUUAGGGGUAGCAUUAGAUUAUAAACUAAAUUUUAGAGAUCACAUCAUAAAUAUAUACAAUGAUACAAACAAACUUACAUCUUAAAUUGUCUCAUGGAGCACACACUCUUAUGAUGUGAUGUUAUAUUAAUUUGUAAUACAGUCAAUUAUCAAUUAAGUAUAUAUAAUCUAUCAAGAAACCAAGUUUCCAUUAAUUCAUAAACUCAAAAUUUAGCCCUGUGGAUAUGUAUCGAAGCCUUUAAAGCAACACCAAUAAACGCACUGCUUGUCAAAGCUGGAGAAACUUGCUUAGGAAAUUGUUUUAAAAAAUUCUUAAUUAAAGCUUAUUCUGACCAAUUUAAUCCCAUUGUCAAAAUUAUUUGGGAAGGAAAAAUAUUUUUGAUAAACUUAAAAAAUAGCUGGCUGGAGUCACAACACAUACGCAAAACUAACUAUAUUUCCUCUGGCCCUCUAGAUCUCUUGUACACAUACUCUAAAAUCUCUAAUGCUUUAUUGUAGUAAAUAUAAAUAAUAAAAAUUCAUUAUCACCAUAUGUGCUAAAACUUCAUACGCUCUAAAAUAGCUGAUAGAUAGAUCAAAUGGAGACCUGAUAUGAAUAUCGAAAAUUUUCUUGUCUAAGGAAAAGCGAAAGUAGGAAUAGUGAAUAUUGAUUCAAUGAGAGAAAACUAAUUAAGAUAAUAAUAAAAUACAUAAAUAUUAAAAAUAGAAAAUGAAGAAUAAAUGAUGGACAAAUUCAGCAAAUGAAUAUUGUUGUUAUAUAUGUAUAAUAUAAAAUUAAUAAUGAAAACAAAUUUCGAACUUGAAAAUAGCCUAAGAGCUGGCCAAAACCUCACAUAGGAUAUUGUAAAGAGCAAUAAAAUAUUGACGGAAAAUAAUAGCCUUAACUUUAUGACACGAGAAAUAGCAGAAUGAAGUCAUUAGACGUGUAUGAUACAG